Molecule: messenger RNA, 1530 nt
Organism: Protomyces lactucae-debilis
Lineage: Eukaryota; Fungi; Ascomycota; Taphrinomycetes; Taphrinales; Protomycetaceae
Product: glycoside hydrolase superfamily
Exons: 5
Coding region: 1-1395 (464 amino acids)
Biological process (GO): glucan catabolic process
Cellular component (GO): extracellular region; cell surface
Molecular function (GO): beta-glucosidase activity
Source: RefSeq, a predicted model, not a curated record
AUGCAGUAUCUGAUUGUCGCAUCGCUCUUUGCCGCUUUGACAUUGGCUUCCCCAUCGCCUGACCCCUUCAAUAAGCACAAUCCCGAUGUGCUUGCCGAUACUGGAACGCGUCCUACUGGCACAAUGCAUGGUGUCAAUCUGGGUUCUUGGUUAUUGACGGAGCCGUACAUGGUGCCUUCAUUGUACGAAGAUCCCGAACUUGCGGGAUGGCAUUUUGGCACGGAUGGUAAGGUCGUCUUCAGCAAAAAUGUUCCUAAAGAUGCCAAGCCUGCAAUCAUCGAUGAGUACACGCUUUGGAGUGUGUUGGGUCAUGAUAAGGCUCUCAAACUCUUGGAAAAGCACUGGGACACCUGGUACACUGAAGAUGAUUUCCACAAGUUCAGUGCAGCGGGUUUGAACACCGUCCGAUUGCCAAUUGGCUACUGGACAGUCAACCCAAUUGCAAGUGAUCCCUACGGAAUGGGAAUGGAAGCUGCUUUCUAUGUCGACAAAGCUCUCGAAUGGGCUUCGAAAGCCAACCUCAAGGUCAUCAUUGAUCUGCAUGCUGCGUACAAGUCUCAGAACGGUUUCGACAACUCUGCUAGAGCCGGCGUGGCAGGCUGGGGUGAUGCUGAAUCGGUGAAGCACACACUGCAGACACUGGAGCUCAUCGUCAAGAAAUGGGGCUCGCAUUCGAGUGUCUAUGGUAUUGCAGUCCUCAACGAGCCAGCAUCUUUCCUGAUUUCCAGCAAAAUCAUCGAUGACUUCCACAAGAAGGCAAUUGAAGUUGUCAGGCCCUUGGGUAAGGAUAUCUACAUCUCCGACAGCUUCCGCCCCUACGCGGAAACGGCGAAACUCUUUGGCGCAAGCAAGGCCAAGUACAGUGAGCAUGUGGUACUCGACACGCAUCUAUACCAGGUCUUCUCUGACGGUGAGAACAGCAUCACGCACGAUCAUCACCUUAAUUGGACUUGCGGUGAUCGACGAAAAGAGGUGGCCGCUGGAUUUGCAAAGAUGAAUCUCAUUGUUGGCGAAUUAUCGGGUGCUCAGACUGAUUGUGCCAAAUACUUGAAUGGUUUCAAGAAGGGCAGUCGCUACGAUGGCACGUUUAAUAACACGAAGCCGAUGGGCGACUGCAAGGACAAGCAGAGUCUCAAAACGAUGUCUGACACAGCCAAACAGGAGGUCAAGGAAUUCAUCGGUGCUCAAUUGGACGCGUACAGCUCUUCCAGUAUUGGUUGGCUCUUCUGGGCUGGUAAAGCCGAAGCGACUGCUGAUCUGUGGAGCUUCGAGGCGUUGUACGACGCUAAACUCUUUGAUUUCAAGGGCUCCAAAGGAUUUUGUGACAAAUACAAUGCAGGGAAGAAGCCAAUGGAAAUUCCUGGAGACACAGCCGGCCCUUCCACUCAGAAGUGAAUUGUCUUGGUUGCUGAGCUGUUUUUACGCUUGAUCAUAUGACUUUGAAGAGACCGGAUGGUUCCUAGUACGGUGACCACUCCUAUCCUUGCCUUAAUCCCUUCUAGCUUACCCUACAAUUCAAUUCAUCUUUCU